AUGUUGAUUUUUGUCAUGAUAGUGAGUGCCUUGUCUGCGUCUCCCGCGCAGAUCUACGACAUUAAAACGCUUGACGAAAAAGAUGAUAAGAUGUCAGAGAUGUAUUAUUAUGAUCGUCAAGUGCAAUUGAUGCAGAUUCGUACGAAGGAUUUAGAGCUUGAAGUGGCUCAAUUACAAGACGAGAAGACAGCGCAAGUGAAUAAAGCGCAGUUAGGGAUUAUUGAUUAUAAAUUGAAGUAUUUAGCAGAAGCUUUGAAAAAAUAUAAAAAGACGUUACAUGAAAUGGCUCAGGAAGCCGUCCAGUUCUACGAUAAACUCGGAACAACUCAAAAGGAGUUCAUGGAGGUGUAUAACUAUAAAACUCGACUCCCCGAACUUAAAGCUCUCUAA
Entamoeba invadens IP1 is the source of this 390-nucleotide messenger RNA. RefSeq lists its product as hypothetical. The transcript has a single exon. Lineage: Eukaryota; Evosea; Mastigamoebida; Endamoebidae. Bases 1 to 390 code for a protein of 129 amino acids. The record is from RefSeq and is a predicted model, not a curated record.